CUGUCGACGACAGCGCAAAGCGCGGAUAGACACGCGGCUUCUGUACGUCCCUGUUGAAUCGUUUUUCUUGCAUUGCUGAGUCGUGAUCGCGGCUUAAUAACCGAUUUUAAAAAAAGCCAGCAGCAUCCGUAUCAUCUCAAGACAACAUUCGAGACGAAAUCGUGAAAGUAUGAAGUGCCUAUUGAUGAUCACAGUUCUCAUGGCUAUUGCCAUGACCAUCGAGAUCAUCGAAGGCGAUCAGCAUCGCUACACGAAAACAUUCAUAGUUACUGACCAAGUAUACUUCGAUAUUAUAAUUGAUAAUAAUCCAGUUGGUAGGAUUGUUAUUGGCCUGUUUGGUAAUAUUGCGCCAAAAACGGUGAAAAACUUCAUCACUUUUGCUACUACUGGUAUAGCUGGAAAAAAGUAUGCAGGAACCAGAUUCCAUCGUGUGAUAAAGAGGUUUAUGAUUCAAGGUGGUGACGUCGAAAAUGGAGAUGGGACUGGUUCAAUUAGUAUUUAUGGCAAAUAUUUCGAUGACGAAACUUUUGAAGUAAAGCACAGUGGACCAUUGAUCAUCAGCAUGGCAAAUGGUGGGAAGAACACCAACGGUUGUCAAUUUUUUAUUACUACCAUACCAACUCCUUGGCUAGAUGAUCAUUAUACAGCGUUUGGAAAAGUCAUUAGCGGUGAGGAUGUGGUCUUCAAGAUCGAGCAGACUAAAACAGAUAGCGACGACAUUCCAUUCGUGCCUAUAAUAAUCUACGAAAGCGGGAUUCUUCCAACGGUUCCCUUUACUAUAUCAGAUAAUCCUUAUGAUGUAUGGGCGUGGAUUAAGGCGACCUGUGUACCGUUGGGAUUUAGCUUCUCGAUAAUCGCGGUUUUCCAUUACAUGAUGAAACAAAUGGAUAUCUAAGUGACAAUCUUGGUAUGAAAGACUGAAUUAAAUAACAAAUUUUGCUUUUACUUGAUCAAUAGAUUUCAUAUUUAAUUAUUUUUGUACAUAGAACUGUGUGUAAUAUUGUGUACAUUACUAAUAUAUUAUUCUUAUAAGAGAAUUAAAUGUAUUACACAUAUAGAGUUUGUAUAUUGUUGCAUAAUUUUGCUUCUUAUAUGGAACUCAACCAAGUGUUCUUCAUCGGUUUUAAUAAAUUCCAAUUAUUAUAAAGUACUUUUAAAAUCAUUCAAUUUUUAUUAAAAAAAUUUUUUUCAGUCUUAUAGUUUUGAUAAUAUUCAUUUCAAAAGGAAGUAACUGAAUUUAUUCAAAGAGAUGUUAUUACUAUUUUAAAAGUGUAAAAACGCAUUUACAAAAAAAACAAGUCAUAGUUUUGUUUAUAUUUUAACACAUCUAAAACUUAUUAAAAUCAAAGAAGAACACUUGUAUCUUAGAUAACGCAAGAAGAAAGAGACAUCGGGCGCCAUCUCUGUGAAGCUCGUGAAAUUGUUAUUCAAAAACUACUUCAUUUAUUUUGUAAUAAAUUAAUAAAAUAAAAAAGAAAAUAAUAUAAACG
Messenger RNA from Solenopsis invicta (red fire ant), 1490 nucleotides. RefSeq names its product peptidyl-prolyl cis-trans isomerase, rhodopsin-specific isozyme. Lineage: Eukaryota; Metazoa; Arthropoda; Insecta; Hymenoptera; Formicidae. The transcript has 6 exons. The record is from RefSeq and is a predicted model, not a curated record. The coding region runs from base 170 to 895 and encodes 241 amino acids. Gene Ontology annotation, molecular function: peptidyl-prolyl cis-trans isomerase activity. Gene Ontology annotation, cellular component: intracellular membrane-bounded organelle. Gene Ontology annotation, biological process: protein peptidyl-prolyl isomerization; protein folding.